CUCUAUCGGUCGGACGCGCGCUCAUUCAUUUACAGAGGAGCUAGCAGCUGAGCAUACGACUGCUGCUGGUGCUUCGGGAGAAGGUCCCUCGAUCGAUCAAGAGUUUUCCUGCUGUCCUGCGUUGUUUGUCGAAAUCAGUAGAUAUGGACCACUUUGAAACCAUCGACAGGCUGUUGAACUCAAUAGUGGAUAGCCUGUUUGGAGAAAGAGAUACGCGCGUGAGAGGAUGGCUGCUACUGGAUUCUUACACACCAACCUUCUUCCUCACCCUUGUCUACAUCCUUAUAGUCUACCUGGGACCAAAGUACAUGAGAAACAGACCAGCAUAUUCACUCAAAAACGUCUUACUGCUCUACAACUUCUCUGUCACCAUGUUGUCAUUCUAUAUGCUGGUUGAGCUGAUCUCAUCAGUGUGGUCAGCAGGUUAUCGUCUACAGUGUCAGGGAUUACAUGAAGCGGGUGAUGCAGAUAUCAGGGUAGCAAAAGUCCUGUGGUGGUACUAUUUCUCCAAGCUGAUUGAAUUCCUGGACACUAUCUUCAUUGUGCUGAGGAAGAAAAACAGCCAGAUCAGUUUCCUGCAUGUGUAUCAUCAUGCCUCUAUGUUCAACAUCUGGUGGUGUGUGCUCAACUGGAUACCCUGUGGACAGAGUUUCUUUGGGCCAAUGCUAAACAGUUUCAUCCACAUCCUCAUGUAUUCUUACUACGGUCUGUCUACCAUCCCAUCCAUGCACAAAUAUCUGUGGUGGAAACGCUACCUCACACAGGCUCAGCUGGUUCAGUUUGUAUUGACUAUAACACACACAGUAAGUGCAUGGGUCAUUCCUUGUGGUUUCCCAAUGGGCUGUCUGAAAUUUCAGACCUUCUACAUGGUCACACUCGUCCUCCUAUUCGUCAACUUCUACAUGCAGACAUACAGAAAAAGGAGACUGGAGGUUGAUGGAAUGACUAAGAUUGGAGAUCUUAAGAACAAUCAUUCAAAUGGCCAUACAUCCUCACUCAAUGGGAACUCCAAACACAAGCAGCAGUAAUAAGAUGACUAUGCUCUUUUCAAUACAAUUAUGUUGAACACUAGAGUAAUAGCAGGGAUAAUCAUCUGUAAUUAAACUGUAAUUUAAAAAAAAUAGAAUAGUACUUUUUAACUGUUUUGUAUUUUGUUUUACAUAUGUUCCUCUGAAGUCUCGACACGUAGUUGUGUAAAUGCUUGACUGUAAUUUUAUGCAGAGGCAGUUAAUUAUGUCACAAACAUUUGACACGUUAAACUGUUAUUUGAAGCAACUGACUCUAGAAUACUCUUUUAUACAUUUGUCUCUCAUGAAGAUAAACAGCAGUAAAUUACUUUCUAUCACUAUAUUCAGUUAUUCAACAAAAGAUGCCUUAAGAGUUCAAUCCUUUAUACUGACACAUUCUACCACACUGUAGUUUUUCAGCAUUUCUGGUAGUUUCACUAAUAUCACACUAUUCCAUGUCUUCAUUUUUGCAAAUCAAAAUUCAUGGAAAAUGCUGCAAUAAAUAUGUUUUUGGAUUCUGAAUUUUUCUGAAUCACAUUUAAAGCUAGGCGCUUCAUGCAAGUCCUUAUUUUGGGGCACUUAAAACAGUGUUAAAGGUGCAAUUCUACAUAUUCAUUUGAAUGUUUCUGUGGACAUUUUAAUUGACUGGUACAUACAGUAUGAAAACUGCUGAUAAAUGAAUGUCUAUAACAGCACUAAAUAAAGCACU
Xyrauchen texanus (razorback sucker) is the source of this 1716-nucleotide messenger RNA. RefSeq names its product elongation of very long chain fatty acids protein 2-like. Gene Ontology annotation, biological process: very long-chain fatty acid biosynthetic process; sphingolipid biosynthetic process; fatty acid elongation, saturated fatty acid. Lineage: Eukaryota; Metazoa; Chordata; Actinopteri; Cypriniformes; Catostomidae. The transcript is spliced from 8 exons. The record is from RefSeq and is a predicted model, not a curated record. Gene Ontology annotation, molecular function: fatty acid elongase activity. Gene Ontology annotation, cellular component: endoplasmic reticulum; endoplasmic reticulum membrane. Bases 144 to 1028 code for a protein of 294 amino acids.